Messenger RNA from Hevea brasiliensis (rubber tree), 348 nucleotides. RefSeq lists its product as uncharacterized. Bases 1 to 348 code for a protein of 115 amino acids. The record is from RefSeq and is a predicted model, not a curated record. Lineage: Eukaryota; Viridiplantae; Streptophyta; Magnoliopsida; Malpighiales; Euphorbiaceae. The transcript has 2 exons.
AUGCUAGAUGAAAAUAGGCUCACGGGACCUAACUUCUCUGAUUGGCUUAGGAAUUUGAGAAUUGUUCUCAAUCUUGAGUGGGCCACAAAAGAAGAACAUGACACUUUGAGAAAGUGGCAUGAAGAUGACAUGCAAGCCAAGUGCAACAUGCUUGCUUCAAUGACUAAUCAGUUACAAAAGCAGCAUGAGAAAAUGCAAACUUCUUCUAAAAUACUGAGUCGCCUUCAAGAGUUAUUUGGUGAAAAUAGUAGGUUGGCUAGAUAUGAGAUAUCUAAACAAUUGUUAAGAAUGAAAAUGCAUGAAGGCCAGGAUGUGAGAGAACAUGUCCAUACUAUAUCUGGCUUAUAG